CGCAAAUUCGAGUUUAGGAAAAUAUUCGGGGAAUCGAUCUAAUAAAAAAUAAUCCAAGCUCGACAAAAUUAACUCUAAAAUCGAGUAGAUUGUGGCUCGAUUAACAUCAAGUGCAAAAUCUAUAUUUAUAAAAUGAAGAAUUAAUUUUCUACACGAAAACAUUGACUCAACCUAAUUUUUGAGAGAGAGAGAGAGAGAGAGAGAGUGAUAUGCAUCAGCAAUGGGAGGCUUUACCGAGCUUGGCUCUUGCACACAUCUUUAGCAAACUCUCUAUCACGGACCGAUCGCGCACCAUUCCUUUCGUCUGCAGAUCAUGGGCCCGCGCCGCCCGCCAUCCGCCAUGCUGGGUUUCCAUGAUCGCCGAAACUCACUCUCCGCCGCCGCAUUCCGCCGCCGAUCACGCUUUCGUGAUGCACUCCCGCCCCGACGCCCUAAUUUUUGUUGACCCUUUUGAUGGCAGGAGAAGCCCAGAUCCCCGCCGCGGCGUUGCCAGUUUCCAAGCCUUGAUCCGACGAGCUGGCGCCGCCGUUGCCGCCGUCAUUUCUGUCUACUUCUUCCCGUUCCUCACCGCCGGCGGCGGCCCUCCGAAUGAUGACGCGAUUCUUCGCGUUAUCGCCCAAUGCUGCCCCAACUUGGAGCACCUUUCCUUCCACGGAUCCUACAAUGCUUCUCAAGAAGCAAUAUUUGAAGUCAUCCAUAGGUGCAACAAACUCGAGCUCGUGGAUUUCUCGGACUCGCCCUAUUUCGAGCCUGUGAUCUUGCAAGAACUGAGCAACUGCUGCCCUAGAAUCAGAGGGAUUAGAAGAAAUGGAGGGUUGGAGCCAUUGUUCUCGUGUCAACUUAGUGUUGGAUUCCCUCUCUUGAGCAUGCUAAAUGUGUCGAAUUCGACACUGGUUGAUAAAGAUCUGCUCAAAAUCGUUGAUGGCUGCAAGAAGCUGUGCUAUCUGGAUGUUAGAGGGUGCCAAUUCUUGAUUUUUUACAUGCACAUCAUAAAGGUGGCUUCUGCAAGAAUAGCUACCAUUAUGUAUGAUUGAGGUUUUGCUAUGUUCUUGAUUGAGCUUCAUUUUUGAGCUAUGAUAUCUGAUUUUUGUGA
Salvia miltiorrhiza (redroot sage) is the source of this 1093-nucleotide messenger RNA. RefSeq lists its product as uncharacterized. Gene Ontology annotation, molecular function: protein binding. The coding region runs from base 210 to 1034 and encodes 274 amino acids. The transcript has 2 exons. NCBI's taxonomy places the organism in Eukaryota, Viridiplantae, Streptophyta, Magnoliopsida, Lamiales, Lamiaceae. The record is from RefSeq and is a predicted model, not a curated record.